Molecule: messenger RNA, 1599 nt
Organism: Penicillium diatomitis
Lineage: Eukaryota; Fungi; Ascomycota; Eurotiomycetes; Eurotiales; Aspergillaceae
Product: WDR46/Utp7 family protein
Exons: 2
Coding region: 1-1599 (532 amino acids)
Biological process (GO): maturation of SSU-rRNA from tricistronic rRNA transcript (SSU-rRNA, 5.8S rRNA, LSU-rRNA)
Cellular component (GO): small-subunit processome; 90S preribosome; nucleolus
Molecular function (GO): protein binding
Source: RefSeq, a predicted model, not a curated record
AUGGGGGACUCGACCUCGAAGAAAAUCGUCGUCACGGCAGAGGAUCGUGCUGCGAAGCAAAGGCUCAUCGAGGCCGAGAAGACAUAUGGUCGCGGCAAGGGAAACUCCAUCAAAUCCGCUCGCGACAAGAAGCUCCGCGGCACACUCAGGGAACAAGAGAACAGACAUAAGGAUGCGGUGUUGAAGGCCAAAGAUGCCGAAAUUCUUCUUGAACAUGAUGCAGGCUUCUUGGAGCCCGAAGGAGAACUCGAAAGGACAUACAAAGUACGACAAGAUGAAAUCAAGGACAGCGUUGGACUCGAGACUGCAAAGAAAGGCUUUGAGCUGAGAUUGACCGACGCUGGACCUUAUCGCGCAGACUAUACACGCAAUGGACGCAAUUUGUUGUUGGCAGGUCGAAAGGGUCAUGUCGCGACGAUGGACUGGCGUGAUGGCAAGCUGGGAUGCGAGCUCCAGCUGGGUGAAACUGUACGGGAUGCGCGGUGGUUGCACAACAACCAAUUCUUCGCUGUCGCGCAGAAGAAAUACGUCUACAUCUACGAUCAGAAUGGUGUGGAACUUCACUGCUUGAAGAAGCAUUUGGAGCCACUCUUCCUCGAAUUCUUGCCCUACCACUUCUUGCUGACUAGCGCUACAAUGGCAGGCUUCAUCAAAUACACGGACACAUCAACCGGACAAUUGGUGAAUGAGCUCCCAACGAGACUCGGCCGCCCGACUGCUCUCGCCCAAAACUCUUACAAUGCUAUCAUUCACUGCGGACAUCAGAACGGUGCGGUCACUCUGUGGUCACCAAACUCCCAGACCCCUCUUGUCAAGGCACUGGUCCACCGUGGUCCAGUGAGAUCCAUCGCAAUGGACCGCCAGGGUCGCUACAUGGUGUCAACUGGACAAGAUCAGAAGAUGAACAUCUGGGAUAUCCGUAUGUUCAAGGAAGUGCACUCAUACUCCUGCUACCAACCAGGUGCCUCGGUCUCCAUCAGUGACCGAAACCUGGUGGCUGUCGGAUGGGGCACUCAGGUGAGCGUGUGGAGGGGUCUUUUCGAAGCUGCGCAAGCAGACACCGCCAAGGUGCGAAGCCCCUACAUGGCAUGGGGUGGUGAUGGACAGCGCAUUGAAAAUCUUCGUUGGUGCCCCUUCGAAGAUGUUCUCGGCGUCGGACACGAUCAAGGUUUUGCUAGUAUCAUUGUUCCUGGCGCUGGAGAACCCAACUUUGAUUCUCUGGAAGCCAACCCCUACGAGAACGUCCACCAAAGGCAGGAGGCCGAGGUGCACAGCUUGCUGCACAAGCUCAAGCCGGACAUGAUCUCACUGGAUCCCAACGUGAUCGGAAAGCUCGACACUAUCAGGGACCAACAAGUUCGGGAAGCUCGCGAUCUGGACAAAAAGCCCGAAGAUCCGCUCGAAAAGCUCAAGAAUCGCGGUCGAGGCCGCAACAGUGCCCUGCGAAACUACCUCCGGAAGAAGGGACGUACCAACGUCAUCGACGAGAAGAGGCUCAAGGCCGAAGCAUUGCACAAAGAACGCAUGGCUCGAAACAAGGACCGUAUUCGUCAAGAGCGUCAAGAUUUGGGUCCUGCGUUGGCCCGUUUUGCCAAGUAG